Ilex paraguariensis (yerba mate) is the source of this 2449-nucleotide messenger RNA. The record is from the annotation of a GenBank genome assembly. Lineage: Eukaryota; Viridiplantae; Streptophyta; Magnoliopsida; Aquifoliales; Aquifoliaceae.
ACGCUACCCCUGUAUUUCCUUCUUUUACAGACCUCCCUCCACCCCAGAACUCUCUCUCUCUCUCUCACACACACACACAGAGUUCACCUAUCUGUGCUCAAUUCCAACUCAUCCUGGUUUUAACCCAGGUGUUGAAACUCCAAUCGCAUUAAAAAAAUUCCCAAAUGCAUCCCACCACGACCUUACUACCACUGCCGGCGGAGGCUCCACCAUCCCUAACCCAAAUCCUGGACGAAGUCACCACCGUCCUCUGCCACAUCCUCCCUUCUUCUCUCUCCGUCAAAUCCUUCUCCACCCGCUGGCAAGUCCUCCGGUCAAAGCUCGCCACUCUUAAAUCCUCCAUCUCCGAAGUCUCCGACUCUCUACACUGGUCCGAAAGCCCUCUCCUCGAAACCCUCCUUCCCAACAUUCUCUCGACUCUCCACCGCGUCCAGACCCUCUGUGACCAAUGCUCCGACCCAACAUUCAACCCCGGCAAGCUCCUCAUGCAGUCCGAUCUCGACAUGGCCACCGGCUGGCUCUCCAAUCAAAUUCAUGACCUCGAUUUGCUCCUCCGGUCCGGCGUUCUCCGUCAAACCAACGCCAUCGUGCUCUCUCAACCCGUUCCAGGCUCUGGUAAAGAAGAUUUGGGGUUCUUCAUCAAAGACCUCUUCACAAGAUUACAAAUCGGAGGUAUCGAGUUCAAGAAAAAGGCAAUGGAGUCUUUGCUUCAACUUCUAUCCGAUGAUGAAAAAUCGGCCAAUUUAGUAGCUAAAGAAGGCAAUGUUGGUUAUUUAGUGCAACUUCUUGAUCUAAAUUCUCAUCCUUCGCUACGAGAACAGGCCGUUUCAGCUGUAUCGAUUUUGGCUUCCGCUAGUGAUCAGUCCAGAAAAUUCGUGUUUGAAGAGGGAGGAUUGGGGCCUUUGUUGAGAACCAUCGAGUCAGGUUCGACGGGUUUGAAGGAAAAAGCGGCUAUGGCCGUCGAAGCCAUCACCACCGAUCCUGAUAAUGCCUGGGCAAUCUCUGCUUACGGAGGAGUCCCUAUACUCAUCGAAUUGUGCAGGUCUGGGUCAACGACCGCACAAUCACGAGCCGUUGGGGCUAUCACAAAUGUUUCCAAAGUUGAAGACAUUAGAACCGCUUUGGUGGAAGAAGGGGCUAUUCCUGUUCUGGUCCAGUUGCUUAAUUCCGGCACAGCCUCGACGCAGGAAAAAGCGGCGAAUUGUAUUUCAAUUCUUGCUUCUUCCGGUGAGUUUUUCCGAGCGUUAAUAACACAACAAGAUAAGGGAUUACAAAGACUGCUACAAUUGCUUCAUGAAUCGUCCAGUUCAGAUACGUUAGAACACGUUUUGCGAGCAAUUUAUUCACUUUCAGCUUCUGAAUCAAUCUCUCGGGUUUUAUCAUCAUCAACUACAUUUAUUAUACGGAUAUCGGAGAUUAUAAAGCAAGGAAGCAUAAUCUCACAGCAUAUUUCUGCUUCUUUGCUCUCUAAUUUAUCGAUAAGUGAUGGUAAUAAAAGGGCUGUUUCUGGGUGUAUGGGGUCAUUGGUGAAGCUAAUGGAAUCAGCAAAGCCUGAUGGCAUACAGGAGGUGGCGGCGAAUGCGUUGGUUUCGAUGUUGGCGGUGAGAUCAAGUCGGAAAGAGUUGGUGAGGGAUGAGAAGAGUGUGAUGAGGUUGAUUCAGAUGCUGGAUCCGAAGAAUGAGUUGGUUUCUAAGAAGUUUCCGGUGGCGGUGGUAUCGGCGGUGAUGGCCGGUGGGAGUCAGGGGUGUCGGAAGAGGUUGGUGGCUGCUGGGGCUUAUGGGGUUUUGCAGAGGUUAACGGAAAUGGAGGUCGCCGGAGCAAAGAAGGCUUUGCAGAGACUUUCCGGUAAUAGGCUCAAGAGUAUUUUGAGCAGGACUUGGAGGGCAUAAUGUACAAAGUUACUAACCCCGCCAACAAAGAACAACUUGAUCAGCUACUCGUACUACUGUGAUUCAUAUAAUACUACUACUGGUAGUUCAUCCUCUUUUCUUGGUAUGGAUGGGAUUGCUAGCUCGUGAACUUAAUGGAUGCCUCUUUGGAGUUUGUUUGGAUUUUUCUAACUGUCUGAAGCGGAAACUACUUUCCUGCACAGCAAAGACACACACACGGUAAAGAUUUUACCUUAUACUAUAGAAUCAUUAUUAAAAAAAAAAAUGAUUAUUUCAAAAUCAUAUUACACAGGCAUGGAUGCGGUUUUUAGCGAGUAUCCUCGUUUUCUUUUUCUUUUUAAUAAUCGUAAAAUGGUUGACUCUAUGAACCAUUUACGAUUAUUUUGUCCUCUCUCUGUCUCUCUCAUUUUAUUUAAUUUUGUUUUGAUAAUGUACAUCUGAGGCUGUUUGUUUCAUUUGUAAUGGCCAAGUUCUAAUUAGAAAGUGUGUAUUUGAUUUGGCGUGCCUUCUGAACUUGCAUUUGACCUUCGUAUUGUGGUUAAACUAUGUGAAUACAUGGC